Pimephales promelas (fathead minnow) is the source of this 1004-nucleotide messenger RNA. The record is from RefSeq and is a predicted model, not a curated record. NCBI's taxonomy places the organism in Eukaryota, Metazoa, Chordata, Actinopteri, Cypriniformes, Leuciscidae.
CACAAUAGGGCUAAUAGGAAGUGCCAAGUCUCUCCGUUAGACAGGCUCUGAAACUUACAUAGGCCUAAAUAUGAUAGACGGAGGAGAACGCAUAUAGCGCAAAUGUUUGCAGUAACUCAAAUAGCUUUCUAUGGCAUUAUUUAUGAUUUUUAAAGGUUUUAUUUUAUAGUAGUGUUUUAGACGGUAUUUUACCUAUAUUAAACUUAUUUUAUUUUUAUUGUAAUUGUUAUGAUGAAGUGUGUGUGGUCGUUGGUUGCUGUAUGUGUGUUGUGUGUGUGUGUCGCGUAUAAACCAGUGAUCAUCGUUCACGGGCUCUUCGACACCUCUGCUGACUUUAUCAACCUACACCGAUUCAUCAACCUGUCUCACCCAGGUACUAAUGUGACUGUCCUAGACCUGUUUGACCGCAGUGCCAGCCUGCAGCCACUCUGGAAGCAAGUGGAAGGCUUUGCAGAAGCCAUCUAUCCCAUCAUGCAAAACGCAGCUGAUGGCAUCCACCUCAUCUGCUACUCACAAGGUGGCCUUGUGUGUCGGGGAAUCCUGUCCACUCUUCCAGACCAUAAUGUGCACUCUUUCAUAUCUCUGUCUUCUCCGCAGUCGGGACAGUAUGGAGACACAGACUAUCUGAAGUACCUCUUCCCUCAGUUUGUCAAAUCCAAUUUGUAUCAUGUAUGCUAUACUGCAGUGGGUCAGAAAAUCUCAAUCUGUAACUACUGGAAUGAUGCUGUCUGAUGUUGGAGCAACCCUCAUAAUCCCCCCAUUCAAAAGAGGUACCAGGUUCAGCAAAGAGGACACAGAAAAAACCCAGAACAUCGCCCGACUAAGAAUCCUGGUGGAGAGAGCCAUCAGAAGAGUGAAGGAAUAUCAUAUCUGGGACACAACCAUUCCUUUGACCCUUUCAGGGUCCGUCAAUCAGCUAUGGGCAACUUGUUGCCUAAUGUCCAACUACCAAGGCCCUCUGGAUGUGAAGGGUGAUGUCCCAGUGUGAAACCCUUAACAUAGGC